Messenger RNA from Myzus persicae (green peach aphid), 3033 nucleotides. RefSeq names its product mismatch repair endonuclease PMS2 (gene Pms2). Bases 450 to 2930 code for a protein of 826 amino acids. Lineage: Eukaryota; Metazoa; Arthropoda; Insecta; Hemiptera; Aphididae. The transcript is spliced from 14 exons. The record is from RefSeq and is a predicted model, not a curated record. Gene Ontology annotation, cellular component: MutLalpha complex. Gene Ontology annotation, molecular function: ATP-dependent DNA damage sensor activity; mismatched DNA binding; ATP hydrolysis activity. Gene Ontology annotation, biological process: mismatch repair.
CCGGCGGCAGGACAAUUUUUGAAUAAUAUGCUAUUAUAUAUACUUAGUUAUUUCAUAGGAUAAUAUACUUAAGUACUCAAUUUAUCGUUAUUUAGUACUUACAAUCGUGACUUUAUCGUUUAUUAUGAAAUAACACAUAAACAUUUGCUUAUAGUUAGUAUAAUAAUUCAAUAUUUAAUACUAUUAACAAUAUUAUGAACAGAUUAUAACAACUUAAAACAGUGUAGUACGAUUUGUUAUAAUUAUUCUCUGAGAUUGAGAUUAAUUCGCUGUACCUAUAUUUUUGUCAUUGGUCUAUUGUAGUUCUUAUUGUUUCAAUUAACUAAUUGUUACUAAAAAACUGAUCACCAUUAAGUAUUCUUUUAGUCUUACAAUAUUGCAAAACUUGAUAUUAAAUACACUUUUACCUUUAUGCUUAAAUCGUAAAUAGGCUGUAUUUUAUAUUCUCCAUGUCCGGCCAAAUCAAACCAAUAAAUAAAUUGGACGUUCAUAAAAUAUGUUCUGGUCAGGUUGUAUUAAACUUGGCUACAGCAGUAAAGGAGUUAAUAGAAAAUAGCUUAGAUGCUGGAGCCACUUCAGUUGGAAUUAAACUAAAAGAAUUCGGUAAAGAUUUGGUAGAAGUUACAGAUAACGGAUCUGGGGUUCAUCCUGACAAUUUUGAAGGACUGGCUUUAAAACACCAUACAUCCAAAAUUAAAGACUUUGCUGACCUGACUUCAGUAGAAACAUUUGGUUUCCGUGGAGAAGCAUUGAGCUCAUUAUGUGCUUUAAGUGAUGUAAUAGUGACCACUAGACAUUCAUCACAAGAAUGUGGCAUUAAGUUAGUGUUUGAUCAUACAGGAAACAUUAAGCUGAAAGUCCCUAUUGCUAAGCAAGUUGGAACAUCAGUUACAUUGUCUAAUUUAUUUUCUUCAUUACCCGUAAGACAUAAAGAGUUUCAUAGAAAUUUAAAAAAAGAAUUUGGAAAAAUGAUCCAAGUGGUGACUGGUUACUGUUUAGUUUCUACUCAAGUGAAGUUAUCGUGUGUUAAUCAAACAAAAUCUUUAAACAAUGUUCUUCUAUCAACACAUGGUAGCAACACAGUAUUAGAAAACAUAUCAUGCAUUUAUGGUUCUAAACAGGCUAACAGUUUGUUAGUUUUAAAAAAAGUCAUUCCUGAAGAUGAAGAAGAUGAUAUAUCAAAUAUUUUUGAACUAGAUGGUUAUAUAUCUAGUUGUGAUCAUAGUGGAGGAAGAAGUUCUAAGGACAGACAAUUUUAUUUCAUAAAUUCUAGACCCUGCGAGCCUUUAAAAGUUAUAAAAACAGUGAAUGAAGUUUACCAUCAAUAUAAUCAAAAUCAAUAUCCAUUUGUCUACUUAAAUAUAACUAUUGCAAAAGCUGAAGUAGACAUUAAUGUGACACCUGAUAAAAGACAAAUAUUUUUGUCUAAUGAAAAUAUCUUAGUUUCAAUAAUUAAAGCCAGUUUAAAUAGAUUGUUUGAAAAUAUUCCAUCUACUUAUAAGAUUAAUACAUUGUUGUAUGAAUCAAUAUCAGCUAAAAGGCCAUAUGAAUCAACUACAGAAAGUAAAAAUUGUAAAAUUCUGAAGUUGGAUAAAAAUAAUGAAUAUGAAAGUAAAGAAACACCUAAUCAUUCGGAACAAAUUAAAGCUAAACUCAUUAGAUGGAAAUCUGAUAAUUCUAAAGUAGCAACGGCUGUUUCAAGUACAAUAGAUAGAUUUCUCACACAAAAAAUUGAGCCUAUUGAUAAUGUUCAAGAAAAUCAUACUGAGGAAUUAAUAGAAAAUGAAAUAUCUACCAGUCUAUUUUUAAGUACUGACACUUGUGACGCUAUUGCAAUCAAUGAUAAAGAGAAAAAAACAGAUGAAUUUCUACAAGAAAGCAUUGAAAAUUAUAAAACUAAAUCCACUUAUAUUAAUAAUUCAAAAAGCAAGAAUAUUGAAUUAACUGAAUAUUCUGUUGAUGAUUCUAAUAGUGAAAAUAUGGAUGACAAUAAAUUUUCUUUAAAAAUUGUUACUGAAAAAUCUGAUUCUAUUGUAGACAUUAAAUGUGAUUCAAUACAUAAGAAUGAAGUUAAAAAUGUAUAUGUUAAAGAUAUCAAUACUAAUACUAAUUGUGAUUCAUCAAAAAUAAACCCAAGUGCUAGUAUAGAAAUAGACACUUCUAUAGCACCCAAAGGAAGAAAAUUUGCAGUAGUUGAAACUAACCUUGAACAAAUUCGACAAAGGUUGAGCAAUUUAAAAUUUCAAAAAUCUGAAAAACAGAAAAUAAAAACACGGUUCUAUGCAACUAUUGAUCCAAAUAAAAAUCAACAAGCUGAGAUUGAAUUAAGUAGAGAGAUUUCUAAAGAUAUGUUUUCUAGAAUGAGUAUAAUUGGCCAAUUUAAUUUGGGUUUUAUCAUUACCAAACUCGAUGCUGAUUUAUUUAUAGUUGAUCAACAUGCUACUGAUGAAAAAUAUAACUUUGAAACAUUACAAAAUACAACUAAAAUUACAAGCCAAAAAUUAGUGGUACCUCAGCAGCUAGAGUUAACCGCUGUCAAUGAAAUUGUAUUAAUGGAAAAUAUUAAUGUUUUUCAAAUGAAUGGAUUUGAUUUUCAGUUCCAACAAGAUGCGGAACCAACAAAAAAAGUUAAAUUAACUAUGAUUCCUAUGAGUAAAAACUGGAGCUUUGGUAAAGAGGAUGUAGAUGAACUUUUGUUUAUGUUACAAGAUGCGCCUAAUACUCUUUGUAGGCCUUCUAGAGUUCGCUCAAUGUUUGCUUCUCGCGCUUGUCGUAAGUCUGUUAUGAUUGGUAAAGUAUUAAACUUGGGUGAUAUGAGAAAACUUAUUGACCACAUGGGAGAUAUUGAACAACCUUGGAAUUGCCCUCAUGGAAGACCAACAAUGAGACAUUUAGUAAACCUUUCAUUACUAAAUGUUAAUGCAAAAUGAACCCAAUAUGUUCUUAUGCAAAUUAUUUAUUUACAAGUACAUAAAAAAUACAAUGACAACAGGAUCAUAAAAAUGUAUAAAGCAAACAACAUUGACAACAAAU